GUGGCCGAGCAGGUGGCCAAGACGGGCCGCAUGGCACGGCGCCUGCGGAGGCUGUUGGAGUCCAAACCCAGCAAAGACUUCGAGAUGGGGAAGAUCCUGGUCCGCCGGAGCGGAGCCGAGGAAGCCGAGCACUUUGCCAAGAGGGUCUCCAUCGCGUGCUUUGA
Molecule: messenger RNA, 164 nt
Organism: Durusdinium trenchii
Lineage: Eukaryota; Dinophyceae; Suessiales; Symbiodiniaceae
Source: the annotation of a GenBank genome assembly